Phialemonium atrogriseum is the source of this 1293-nucleotide messenger RNA. Its product is annotated as GroES-like protein. Bases 1 to 1293 code for a protein of 430 amino acids. Gene Ontology annotation, biological process: D-sorbitol catabolic process. The record is from RefSeq and is a predicted model, not a curated record. Lineage: Eukaryota; Fungi; Ascomycota; Sordariomycetes; Cephalothecales; Cephalothecaceae. Gene Ontology annotation, molecular function: zinc ion binding; L-iditol 2-dehydrogenase (NAD+) activity. The transcript has 2 exons.
AUGGCGCCCGCCGCCACGAACGAGAUCGCGCCAAUGCAGCUACCCGCCUACUCGAAAUCUUGUUCAAUCGGUGCAUCUGUCUUGCAUGGCCCUCGCGACUUGCGAUUGGAACGACGGACCAUUGAAGACCCUGGUGUUGGCGAGUUGCAGAUUGCCAUAAAAGCUACAGGCAUCUGCGGCUCCGAUGUCUCAUAUUACAAGAAGUUCGCCAACGGCGACCUCUGCGCCUGCAUGCCCUUGUCUCUCGGCCAUGAGUCCUCUGGAGUCGUCGUGGCCAUUGGUACCCAAGUCUCGGGCUUCAGGAUCGGCGACCGAGUCGCGCUCGAGGUCGGCAUCCCCUGCGGCCAGUGUGGCAUCUGCAGGAAGGGCAGAUACAAUCUCUGCAAGAAGAUGAGAUUCAGGAGUAGCGCUAAAUCGGUCCCUCACUUUCAAGGGACUCUGCAGGAAAAGAUAAACCACCCUGCCGGAUGGUGCCACAAACUCCCAGACCAUGUCUCCUUCGAUGCUGCUGCCCUUCUUGAACCGCUCUCUGUCGCCAUCCAUGCCGUUAACCGAGCAAGUCCCACCCCUGGCUCGACAGCGCUGGUUAUCGGAGCCGGCACAGUUGGCCUCCUAACUGCGGCGAUGGCCAGGCAAGCUGGUUGCUCCACAGUCACAAUUACCGACGUUGACGCCGGACGAGUCAACUAUGCCAUUAAGCGCGGUUUCGCUACCAAUGGGUAUGUUGUGCCUGAGUCACUGCACUCGUGCUCGAGCAGUUCCAACAACUCAGGCACCUCCACUCCCUUGGGGUCCGGUGUCAUGACCCCUGCCAGCACACUGUCUUUCCACAACCAACUAGACAGUGCCAGGUCCCUUGCCAGCGAGAUCCUGGCCUUGACCAAGGGCCCCGACUCUCUGCUCCUGGACGACGAGGAUGACGGUGUCGAUGUCACAUUUGAGUGCACUGGCAAGGAAGAGUGCAUGCACACCAGCCUGUACGCCACAAAACCAGGCGGCAAGGUCAUCAUGGUCGGCAUGGGCACGCCCAUCCAGACCCUCCCCAUGUCUGUUGCCCACCUGAGAGAGGUGGACAUCCUUGGCAUCUUCCGCUAUGCCAACACCUACGCCACCGGCAUCCGCCUCCUCUGCGCCCAGGGCAAGGGCGGCGCCGGCUUCACGUUCCCCAGCCUGGAUGACAUGGUCACCCACCGCUUCAAGGGACUAGGUGCUGCCAAAGGUGCCUUCGAGCUUGCAAGCCGUACCGCUGAUGAUGAUGGGAAGCUGGUGCUGAAGGUCGUUAUUGAAGCCUAG